CGAAGGUCACGGCGCCGCAAUGGAGCUGUCGGCGUACGCGCAGGGCGGCUGCCGGCUGCUGGGCGACCCCCGGCGCCUGUCCCGCCGCGCCUACGCCGCGCUGCUCCGCGCCGCCUUCCGAGGCGUGCUGCAGCUCCCCGGCGGCGUGGCCGACCCCGAGCUGAGCGACGUUGACCCCGCCGUGCUGAAGCAGUGCCACGCCGCCGCCGCCGCCUGCAUCCUGGAGGCGGUCAGGCAGCGCGCCGACCGCGCGGCCCUCAGCGCGUGCCUGGAGGAGUGCAAGCUGGACAGGGAGCGGAUCGAGCAGUUCUGCACCGAGUACCAGAAAAACCGGGAGGCACUGGAGGAGCUGCUGGGGAGCAUAGGCCGGGCCCCCCCGCACGUGACGGACGUGUCCUGGCGCCUGGCGUACCGCAUCCAGACCCAUGAGCUGCACCGAGCCUACCAGCCCACCUACCUGCUGACCCUCAGCACUGAGAAGAGUGAUGCGGGAUCACAGCCAGACCUCAGCUUCAGCUGCACCAUGGAGCAGCUGCAGUGGACAAGGGUGAGGUCUGGGAUCCCAUCCUGCCACACGCAGAGGGAUGCUGUGGCACCACAUGGUGACCUUUCUGAAACACUCCUCCUGAGGUGUUUCCCCUCCCAGGAUUUGGUCGGGAAGCUGAAGGAUGCUGCCAAGAGCCUGGAGAGAGCGACGCAGCUUUUUGGGUUGAGCUCGCGGUUUGAGUGUGGGCUUCGGAUCGGUGUGCGGGGUGCAGAGCCCCGGAGCCGAGGGACGGGGCUGCGGACGGGGCCGCGCUCGGUCGAGGUUUUCUUCUCUCGGGCCCUGGAGGGGACUCCGCGUGCGGCCCCCGCCGGGUGCGGCGCCGCGCGUGGGGCCCCCGACGGCCGCGGGCGGACGGCAGUGGAGGUGUCUGCGGCGGCCCGCCCCGGCCGUGUGUGUUGCAGAGCCGCCUCGCCCCGCGCCAAAAUGCACCGGACGACCAGGAUCAAAAUCACCGAGCUGAACCCGCACCUCAUGUGCGUGCUGUGCGGCGGGUACUUCAUCGACGCGACGACCAUCAUCGAGUGCCUGCACUCCUUUUGCAAGACGUGCAUCGUGCGGUACUUGGAGACGAGCAAGUACUGCCCGAUCUGCGACGUCCAAGUGCACAAAACCCGGCCGCUGCUCAACAUCAGGUCAGAUAAAACUCUGCAGGAUAUUGUGUACAAGCUCGUCCCGGGCCUUUUCAAAAAUGAAAUGAAAAGAAGAAGGGAUUUCUAUGCUGCUCAUCCGUCGGCUGAUGCUGCCAAUGGCUCUAAUGAAGACAGGGGAGAAGUGGCUGACGAAGACAAAAGAAUUAUAACAGACGACGAGAUAAUAAGCUUAUCCAUUGAGUUCUUCGACCAGAACAGACUGGAACGAAAAGGAAAUAAAGAGAAAGAAAAAUCAAAGGAGGAGGUGAAUGACAAAAGAUACUUGCGCUGCCCGGCAGCGAUGACAGUGAUGCAUCUACGAAAGUUCCUGCGGAGUAAGAUGGAUAUCCCCAACACUUUCCAGAUUGACGUCAUGUACGAGGAGGAGCCCCUGAAGGACUACUACACGCUGAUGGACAUUGCCUACAUCUACACCUGGAGACGGAACGGCCCGCUGCCCCUCAAGUACCGCGUGCGGCCCACCUGCAAGCGGAUGAAGAUCGGCCACCAGCGGGAAGGCCUCAGCAACAGCGGCGAGCUGGAGAGCGACUCCGGCAGCGACAAGGCCAGCAGCCCGGCCGGGGGGCUGCCCUCCACCUCCUCCUGCCUGCCCAGCCCCAGCACGCCGGUCCAGUCCCCCCACCCGCAGUUCCCACACAUCUCCAGCACCAUGAACGGCACCAGCAGCAGCCCCGGCAGCAACCACCAGUCCUCCUUCACCAACAGAGCGCGGAAAUCCUCCAUAAACGGCUCCUCGGCCACUUCGUCCGGCUGACGGCCUGGCCCCGACCCUCCUCUCUAUAGAUCUCUCAUGCCAUUACAGCUUUAUAGAUGCUAAUACACGUGACUCUCGUCCAAACUGCUUUCUUUUGUAGUGACACUGAACUUGGCUAUAAAAGGCGAACUAGGUGACAUUCGCUGUGGACGUUAAUUGCGACGCGAGAUUGAAAUGUAAAUGGUUUCCAAAGGACCGGGAAGCAAACAGAAGUGACACCUGGGUGUGCUGAGUGCUGCGGGGCCCUCAGCCCGACCGAGCUGGUAGAAGCCCUGGGACGUAGCUGGUUAACCCAGACUAACUCCUCCACCGCGUUCUCUUCGAUUGUUAUUGUUAUUAUGCCGUUUUGUGAACCUGUAGAAAGCAAGUGCUUUUUCAUCUUGAAAUUCGACGAAACAGAAAGGAUAUGCAUAGAAUAAUGCAUAUAUGUAGCCAUGUCACUGUGAAUAACAAUUUUUGCGUAUUAGCCAUUUUGAUUCUUAUGUUGCAUCUUUAAUUCUCUGUUGCUGCGCAGAACCGAUCAAACGAAAAGUAAACUUCAGUUUUACAAUCUGUAUGCCUAAAAGCGGGUAUUACCGUUUUAUUUACUGACUUGUUUAAAUGAUUCGCUUUUGUAAGAAUCAGAUGGCAUUAUGCUUAUUGUACAAUGCCAUAUUGGUAUAUGACAUAACAGGAAACAGUAUUGUAUGAUAUAUUUAUAAAUACUAUAAAGAAAAUAUUGUGUUUCAUGCA
Numida meleagris (helmeted guineafowl) is the source of this 2683-nucleotide messenger RNA. Its product is annotated as polycomb complex protein BMI-1. Bases 20 to 1951 code for a protein of 643 amino acids. Gene Ontology annotation, biological process: negative regulation of transcription by RNA polymerase II. The record is from RefSeq and is a predicted model, not a curated record. Gene Ontology annotation, molecular function: promoter-specific chromatin binding. Gene Ontology annotation, cellular component: PRC1 complex. Lineage: Eukaryota; Metazoa; Chordata; Aves; Galliformes; Numididae. The transcript is spliced from 18 exons.